Molecule: messenger RNA, 1272 nt
Organism: Peronospora farinosa
Lineage: Eukaryota; Oomycota; Peronosporomycetes; Peronosporales; Peronosporaceae
Source: the annotation of a GenBank genome assembly
AUGGACGAGUUCCUCGCCGAUUUACGCGAGUUAGACGAGACGCAGGAGCGUGUUGAAGCUGUGAGCGAUGGUAUGUUGCGUGUGCAGCGUUUAGGUGACACUUUAAAGGCACAGGAAAUGAUUGAAAGCUGGAUCCAGGCGCUUCGGGCCAGUGGUUUCCAAUCCGAGCGCGUUGCGUUCCUUUACGUAGCUAAUCACGUGCUGCAGAAGACACUUUUUGGAGACUUAGAGGCUCAGAAGACGCCCGUGUUUGUGGAACUGCUUAGUCAGCAUUUGGAGGAGGCAGUGGCGCUCGUGUGCAACUCUCCAAUGGACCGACAGAAUGUUACGAGACUUUUGGAAUUGUGGCAUGAAAAGAAGGUUUUUACCGACACCAAAGUGCUUAAAAUGUGGCGUUGUACUGGCGAAGAGCUGCCGGAGUUUUUGAAAGAUGUAGACAGAGAUACUGAGAUUAAACAGGGAGAGAAUAUGGACAAGGACAUUGACAAGGAGGAGCUACCGAGCAACGAGGACGCAGGAACGGAGCUUCAUCACGUGUUACCAAUGAAAUUGAACUCUCACUCAGCCAACCCGGUGCUAGAUGUGCUCAAGAAAAUUGAUCAUCAUAAAACAGCGGUGAGAUUCUUGGACCAAAAGAUCAGACAGAGACAUCAAUUUCUGAUGCAAGACAGUGUCAUGAGGUACCAGACCGCAGCAGAUCUUGUUGCGGAUAGAGCGACGGCGUCGUCACAGAUCAAGGCGAGAGCAGAAGAUUGUUUGAGACUGGUAAAAGUGCGCAAUAAACUCAUCCAUGAAAUGGCAGAUUUGAAGACACAGCUUUCGGAAGCGAUUGCCAAUAUGAUUGACUAUGAGGAAGAAGCCGCAACUAAGAUUGAGCAGAAACUUGAGCAAUGUGAUGAGAUCGACUUGGGUCUCAUGGAUUUGACAGACCACCAAAAGAAGUUUUCUGAAGAGUGGUCGCAAGCACGAUUUGUCAGUAUGGAGCGCCGAAAGCAACGUGAGAAAAUUCAGCGUCAGAAAGACGAGGAAAUUGCUCGCCUGCACCACGAGGCUAUUGCCGAAAGCGCAAUGCAUGCAAUGAAUCUGGAGGCCGAUAUCAACUUUAACUCAACCUCAGAGCUGCAGUCGCUGUCAAAGGAGUUCAAGGAUCGCCCACAGGAAAAGGAUGCCAAGGUUGACAACGAGAAUGAGCUCGUCUGGAAUCCGAUUCGCAAGGAGUUGGUGCCUUUACGAAGCUUGAACGUGGAUUGGGAAGAUUGGCGAGACCACUGA